AUGUCUGCCACGUCUACCGCAAGCAAGCAUCGCCCUCGAAGCAUUGACUACGUCCCUAGAUUGAGUUGGAAGGAGGCCAAGAAGAUGCUCGUGCCCUUUACUUUAUACAAGGCGCUCGAGUACCCGGAUGUUGGAGGCAUCCUUGUAUCAGUACCGAGUCCGAAAGAUCUCCAAUGCCAAAAGAAUCUAGACAACUUCGAAAAUCUCAAGAAAAGCCAGUUGGUUGUUCCUGUCAUGCCCCAUAUUUACAAAUAUCGCGAUGCACAACAGCUAGCAGAUGUGUUCCUCGCCAAGCAACAUCGUCUCUCUAGGAUCUCUUAUACUAUCGGGGCUUUGGAGGAUUAA
This is a messenger RNA of Clonostachys byssicola, 345 nucleotides long. Lineage: Eukaryota; Fungi; Ascomycota; Sordariomycetes; Hypocreales; Bionectriaceae. The record is from the annotation of a GenBank genome assembly.